AUGGCUGCCGUGCCCCGCUGCCUGGCGCUGCUGCUCCUGUCUGCCUGCCUGGCCCUGAUGCUGCAGCCCCCGCGGGCUGCCAGGGGGUCCCCGCUGGAGCCUGCCUACCCGGGCGACAACGCCACCCCAGAGCAGAUGGCCCACUACGCCGCCGAGCUCCGCAGAUACAUCAACAUGGUGUCCAGGCCGAGGUACGGGAAAAGAGAGCAGGAUGACUCGGUGAACUUCUGGGAGUGGGGCUCCCCGCACGCAGCUGCUCCCAGGGAGCCCACCCCCAUGGACCUGUAGUGCUGG
Messenger RNA from Sorex fumeus (smoky shrew), 294 nucleotides. RefSeq names its product pancreatic polypeptide (gene PPY). The transcript has 2 exons. Gene Ontology annotation, molecular function: neuropeptide hormone activity; neuropeptide Y receptor binding. The record is from RefSeq and is a predicted model, not a curated record. Gene Ontology annotation, biological process: neuropeptide signaling pathway; feeding behavior. The coding region runs from base 1 to 288 and encodes 95 amino acids. Lineage: Eukaryota; Metazoa; Chordata; Mammalia; Eulipotyphla; Soricidae. Gene Ontology annotation, cellular component: extracellular region.